AUGAAGUUCUCCGCUCUCGCUGUCGGCGCCAUCGCCGCCCAGGGUGUCUCGGCGCACUACUGGUUUGACACCAACAUCAUGAACGGCGCCGCACAGACCCCGUACAAGUACGUCCGCGAGUCCAGCCGGCAAAUCAAGUACAACCCCAUCAAGUUCUCGUCCAACCCUCCCGCCGAUCUCCGUGAUGGCUCGACUAUCGACGGACCCGAUGCCAUGUGCAACCAGGGCGCUUUCGCUAGCGCUGGCCGUACCCAGGUCCUGACUGUCAACGCCGGUGACGAGAUCCGUCUCCGCCUAGCUGCCGGUGCCGCCUUCCAGCACCCGGGUCCCGGUCUUGUCUAUCUUUCUCGGGCCCCCAAUGAUAAUGUGAAGGCCUAUGACGGAUCUGGAAACUGGUUCAAGAUCUACGAGGAGGGCGUGAACUACCUUGCCGCCAGGAUUCCCAAGGAUACCCCCAACGGCGAAUACCUCGCCCGUUUCGAGCAUAUCGGUGUCCACCGGUCCCAUGUCAACCAGCCCGAGCACUACGUCUCGUGCAUGCAGAUCAAGGUUCAGAACGGCGGCAACGGCAACCCUGGCCCUACCGUCAAGUUCCCCGGCGCCUACAAGAGCAGCGACCCCUACGCCAACUUCAGCAUCUACAACGGCUACAAGGACUUUCCCAUGCCCGGCCCUGCCGUCUGGACCGGCGGCGGCGGCGGCAGCAACAACGGCGGUGGCAACACCGGCGGUGGCAACACCGGCGGUGGCAACACCGGCGGCGGCAACACCAACCCCGGAACUGCCUGCGCCCCCAUGUGGGCUCAAUGCGGCGGCAGCGGAUACUCGGGCCCCACGUGCUGCUCGGCCGGAACGUGCAAGGUCAGCAACGAGUGGUACUCGCAGUGCGUGUAA
Molecule: messenger RNA, 894 nt
Organism: Chaetomium globosum CBS 148.51
Lineage: Eukaryota; Fungi; Ascomycota; Sordariomycetes; Sordariales; Chaetomiaceae
Exons: 4
Coding region: 1-894 (297 amino acids)
Biological process (GO): carbohydrate metabolic process
Cellular component (GO): extracellular region
Molecular function (GO): cellulose binding
Source: RefSeq, a predicted model, not a curated record